UGCGUUACGUGGAACAAACAUGGGGACCCGCGAAUUUUGACAGUGGGGGAGAAUAAUUAAACGAUGCCAACGAAUUUGGAGAUCAUCAUCAACCUCAGCAUAGUUUCAUCAAAGUUUUGCCUUUGUUGUUGGGAUCAAAGGAGGAAAUGUUUGGGUGCCGAUGUUUCUUCAGGAAAACGACGGCUCAAUUGGCGCCUUCCGAGCCUGAAACCUUCUCGCUUCCAGCCCCGCUUCCCCAAUGGCCUCGAGGUAAAGGAUUUGCUUCGGGAAAAAUAAAUCUUGGAGAGCUUGAAGUCGUUAAAAUCACAAGAUUUAAGUUCAUCUGGUGCAGCAAUGCACAGGAGGAGAGAAAAGGUGUUACUUUUUAUAAACCACUUGGAAUACCUGAGGGAUUUUCUAGCCUUGGGCAUUAUUGUCAAUCUAAUGGCCAGCCUUUUAGAGGCUUUGUUCUUGCUGCCCGGGAAUUUUCUUCUGAAUCAGAACCUGCUCGUUUCUCCACCCAUGUUGCCUCACCAUCUCUUAGAGAGCCUAUUGACUAUGCUUUAGUUUGGAGUUCCAAUAAUGGGAGUGAGGAAAGACUUGAAGGGUGUGGCUUCUUCUGGUUGCCUCAGCCUCCUGAGGGUUAUAAGUCGAUGGGUUAUUUGGUCACUCGCUCUCCUAAAAAACCCAAAUUAGAUAAAGUGAGAUGUGUUCGAGCAGACCUGACAGAUAGAUGUGAAAACUAUCGAGUUAUAUUUAAUGCUGGUGCUCGAUUUUCAGAGUUCCCGUUUCAGGUGUGGAGCACGAGACCUUCUCAUCGAGGGAUGCUGGGUAGAGGUGUUUCUGUUGGGACUUUUUCUUGCAAUAGCUGUUGGACACCCGGACAAGAACUGCCUAUUGCCUGCUUGAAGAAUUUAGAUCCUAAACUACAUGCAAUGCCAAACUGUGAUCAGAUUCAUGCACUAAUAAACCACUACGGACCUACUCUCUUUUUCCAUCCUUAUGAGAUCUACAUGCCUUCUUCUGUUUCAUGGUUUUUCGAGAAUGGAGCACUUCUGUUCAGAAAGGGUGACUCGGUAGGCCAGUCGAUUGAUCUUGAUGGGUCAAAUCUACCGAGUGGUGGAAGAAACGAUGGUGAAUUUUGGAUAGACUUGCCUAUUGGUGAUAGGAGAAAUAAUGUCAAAUUAGGAAAUUUAGAAAGCGCUAAACUAUACAUACAUGUGAAGCCAUCUCUCGGUGGGACUUUCACUGAUAUUGCUAUGUGGAUUUUCUGCCCCUUUAACGGGCCUGCAACUCUGAAAGUCGGUGUUAUGAAUUUUGCACUUAGCAAGGUUGGUCAGCAUGUGUGUGAUUGGGAGCAUUUUACUCUCCGUAUAUGCAACUUUACCGGAAAGCUCUGGAGCAUAUACUUCUCUCAGCACAGUGGUGGUGUGUGGGUUAAUGCUUAUGAUUUGGAGUACAUACAAGGGAAUAAAGCAAUCGUUUACUCGUCAAAAAGCGGACACGCAAGCUUUCCUCACCCAUGUACUUAUAUUCAGGGUUCUGCAAAACUAGGAAUUGGGAUUAGAAACGAUGCUGCACGUAGUAAUUUCUACGUUGAUUCGAGUACUCAUUAUGAACUUGUAGCAGCCGAGUAUCUUGGAGAAGGGGUUGUUUCUGAGCCUGGUUGGUUGCAGUUUAUGAGAAAAUGGGGUCCAAGUAUUGUCUAUGAUUCUAGAACCGAGUUGGAUAAAAUUAUCAGCAUUUUGCCACUGAUGCUUCAGUAUUCUGUGGCAAACAUUUUCGGUAAGCUUCCGAUUGAACUCUAUGGAGAGGAAGGUCCUACAGGGCCUAAGGAGAAGAACAAUUGGGAAGGAGAUGAAAGAGGCUAGUUUCCCGGUAGUCUCGGAUCUAGACCAACUGUUUUCACCUAUAUCUGCAGCUGUCGUCUUCGUACAAAUAAUAAAUUACAAGUUCAUAGCAGGCACUUGUAAUUGUUUUAUAUCUUUCUUUCUUGUAUAAAUAUUGGAUUUGAUGGUGAGAGGCUUUGUUU
Molecule: messenger RNA, 2011 nt
Organism: Hibiscus syriacus
Lineage: Eukaryota; Viridiplantae; Streptophyta; Magnoliopsida; Malvales; Malvaceae
Exons: 2
Coding region: 147-1850 (567 amino acids)
Source: RefSeq, a predicted model, not a curated record